AAUAAAUGAGAGAAAUAAUACAUAUAGGUUUGGGAAAUUGUGGGGUUAGAUUAGGAUGCAAAUUUUAUGAAUAACUUGUUCAAGAUUAUUAAAUUGAAAAUAAUAGGACAUGUGAAAAACCUGCAGAAGGAAUAGAAGUACACUUUAGUGAAAUUGGAGAUAAAAAGUUUGUUCCUCGAUCAAUUUUAUGUUCAAGAGAUGUAGAGUAAAUACUUGCAAAUCCACAAUCACUUAUUUUUAAUCCGAAUAACUACUAAAUGGAUUUAGAGGAUUGUUUACAUAAAGAAAUGGAAAUAUGUGAUAACUGUCAAGGAAUAUAGAUAACUCAUCAUUUAAGUACAGAUAUUAGUAUAAUAUAAUAUGUUGUUGAAAAUUAUCAAAAUGUUGUAUAGACCUUUACAAUCUUUCCUAAUUAAGAGUAUGGACACGAUAUAGUAAAAAGUGCAUAGAAUUUAAGUAUUCUUAAAGAAUUAAAUGUGGUUGCGUUUGAUAAUUUUGGAUUGAAUGACUUCUAUUCAAGGUAAUAUAAAUCGACAUUAACCUAUAAUGAUUAUAAUAAUUUAAUAGCAACAGUGAUGAAUGCUAUAACAUCUCCUAUGAGAUAGAGUGGCAAUUAUACUUUAGAGAAAAUGUAUGCUGUUGGUUCAUAAAUGAAUAUUGAAGUUUGUAAACUUGUUUAGGAUAAGCAAUCUCAGAUUAAUCUUUAAUAGAUUGUGGAUACAAAACAUCUAAUUGAAACUAGUUAGAAUGUGAAUGAGAAGAUUAUAUAAGCUACUCUUUUUGCCAGAACUAAUUAAUUAACACCAAAUCAAUUACAUUAAUAAUUACAAUUAACUGCAAGAUCAUUUUAUAAUAACAUAAUCAAUUUAAAUUAUCAACUAACUUCUUAUAAAUAAGAAAUAUUAGUUUCUUUAUAUAAAUCUUCUCAUAUCAAGUUGAAAUUGUAAUAGUUGAAAAAUAAUAUCAAAUUAUUGAAAGCAAGAAAAGCUUUUAAUGAAUUAUAUUAAUGGGAUUAAUAACCUAGUAAUUUUGAAUAUUUAGAUAAAAUGAUUUCACUAUGUGAUUAAAUUGUAAAUACUCAUUAAGAAUAAUAAUAAUAACAAUAGUAGCAAAUAUCAGUUUAAGGAUCAAGUCCAAUAUCAGCAUCUGAAAAUAAGAUGGAUAAACAAAAAGACUACAUUAAAGCAUCUGAAUAAAUAGAAGCAUCUCCAAAGAAAUAAAUAUCUAUAGGACAGUAAUAACUUAUAUCAAGAAAUGGAUGA
Molecule: messenger RNA, 1262 nt
Organism: Paramecium sonneborni
Lineage: Eukaryota; Ciliophora; Oligohymenophorea; Peniculida; Parameciidae
Source: the annotation of a GenBank genome assembly